UCUUGCACGACUGGUGAACGAUCCUGCAAAGCGACUCUGAAAAUGUAAAAUAAGUUUUACGACCAUCGCGCAGCACGACUGGCACAAUCAGUAGAAACGCUCUAGCAUGUACGGAUUUCUAGCUGCAUGACCAACCAUCUCUUGUCGAAAUUUAGAAUUCCUGAGCUAAGCUACAGACGUUGAGAGCGUGACACAAAACAAUCUAGAAUAGACUAUGAGAGAAAUUGCUUUGCUACAGUUGACGAAUUUCGCGCCCUAGUUGAGUUCAACGACAUUCUACCUAUUGAGGAAGUUGCGGAAGAUGAAUGCAGACACGUUCUGUCCACACUGCAAUGAAUCCGUUGCCUAUCGUACUUUCACAAAGCACAAGGAAAAAUAUUACAACAAAUCAACAAAACGCUGGACGUUAGCUAAGACGGAUUCUUCAAGUCAAUCUGAUUCUGAGCAAUCAGCCCAUAGAUCUGACAACAAGAUAACAGGUCCGUAAUUAUUUCUAACUUCCUGUGCAAGUAUGCAAACCGACUAAUCACUUUUACUUAGAUAUUGAAGAGAAUAACAGAGCCAGUGAGUGUGAGUGUUAUACAGCUGAUGAGACCGUUACCUACACAGCUGAUGAGACCGUUACCCACACAGCUGAUGAGACCGUUACCUACACAGCUGAUGAGACCGUUACCUACACAGCUGAUGAGACUGUUACCUACACAGCUGAUGAGAUAGUUGACACUAAUGAGCAACUUACAACUGACAAUCCAGACGCUUUUUCUGACAACCAUGAAGUAAAUUUUUAGAACAUUUGAUGAAUUUGACUGUGAUAUGAAGUUAUUAUAUGUACAGUAAAAUGACUUUGAUAUUGAGUUAUUACGAAGUGAUAAAGAUGAUGGUUCAGGAGUUGAACAGAUGGAUGGAGUAGAAGAAGAAAUAACAAGUGGUCAUUUCAAAACAAUGGUGGAAUGGUUAGUUUGGUACUUACUGUUAUGGCAACAUCGAUUUGGAGUGUCCGAUUCUGCUAUAAACAAGCUUCUUAGAUUCAUUGUUGUGUUCUUUGGCAUGCUGAGAAUAGUUUUGCCACAAGCAAAUUUGAUAUCACAUUUGCUUCCUACCUCUGUUCAACUAGCAAGGCAGAAGUUUCACAGUGACAAGUUUAUUAAAUACACUGUGUGUCCACGAUGUCAUUCAUUAUAUGACUUGGAAGAGUGCUUUAUCACUAUUGGUAACAGAAGAGUUCCUCGGCAAUGCACUUUUGUGGCAUAUCCCAAUCAUCCACAGCAAUACCAUAGACGGCCUUGUUCUGCUGAAUUGCUUGAUAUCAUCAUUCUGAAAGACGGUACAAAACGCUUUGUUCCAAAGAAAAUCUAUGCAUAUAACAGCAUCUCUAAUACUCUAAAGAAAUAUCUCUUGAGGCCUCAGUUUGAAGAACUCUGUGAAAGCUGGCGUCAUCAAAAUGUUCCACACGGGUACUAUGCAGAUUUGUACGAUGGGAGAGUUUGGUCACAGUUUCAGGUAGUUGAUGGACGUCCUUUUCUUUCCACACCUAGAAAUUAUGCUUUCAUGAUGAAUGUAGACUGGUUUCGACCAUACAAGCACACUCCAUCAACUACUGGUGCAAUCUACUUGUCUCUGAUGAAUCUUCCAAGACAAUUACGCUACAAGAAAGAUAACAUUUUUCUUGUAGGACUCAUUCCUGGUCCCAAUGGGCCUUCUCUCACAAUUAACACCUACUUGAAGCCAUUGGUUGAUGAACUGAAAUAAUUGUGGGAAACUGGUAUUUGCUGCAGAUCAUUCUCAUCUCCAUGGUUCUCCAAUAGAUACUAUUGUGGUUUACUUUGUGUGGCAUGUGAUAUUCCUGCUUCCCGGAAAGUAGGAGGAUUUCUAAGCCAUUCAGCUAGAUUGGGAUGCAACAAGUGCUUGCAAAAUUUUUCUACCUUGGGAUCAUCUGCUCCAGAUACAUAUUCUCAUGGCACCUGUCCACUUCGAACUGAUGAUGAACAUCGACAAUUAGUGGAAGAAAUUGUGAAUGCAAAAACUAAACAAGAACAAGAAGCACUAGAAAGUCAAUCAGGAGUACGAUACACUGAGCUACUUUGUCUACCUUACUAUAAACCCAUUGAAUUUCUGGUAAUAGACCCAAUGCAUAACUUGUUUUUGGGAACUGCCAAGACAAUGCUGAAAGAUAUAUGGCUGAGUGAUGAAAACGCAUUAAUUUCAAAACAAGACUUUGACAAAAUACAACAUCGUGUUGAUGCAGUUAAACUUCCUUCAACAAUUGGUCGAAUUCCCUUACAAAUACAGUAGCAUCAAGUUUUUCUGGAUUUACUGCUGACCAUUUUAAAACCUGGACCACCAUUCAUUCCCUAUAUGCAUUGAGAGAUAUCCUUCCAGCAGAACACAAUCACUGUUGGCUAAAGUUUGUCAAUGCCUGUCGCUUGCUAUGCUCAACAAUAAUCACGAUCAAUGAUAUCGAACAAAUUCAACAUUUUCUUGAAGAGUUUUGCCAAGAUAUUGUCAGACUGUACAAAAGGCCUUUAACACCAAACAUGCAUUUGCACUACCACCUUUGCAAUUCCAUCAUAAGUUAUGGUCUGACAUAUUCUUUUUGGUUAUUCAGGUUUGGGAGACUCAAUGGCAUCCUUGGAGCAUACAAAACCAACAACAAAUCAGCCGAAAUACAAAUAAUGAGAAAGUUUCUCUACUCAACUGCAGUAUGUGACUCUGACUUUCCACUGGAUUUUCGUGCAGAAAUGUUGCCAUUGUUGCGAGAGCUUUUAGAUCAAAGCUGUGCUGAUGUUGGAUCCAAUGCCAUUGCACAAAUAGAGUCAUCUUCACUUAUCAGUCUAUUAGAUCUCCAAACCUCCUAUGUGCAGAAUCCACAAACAGACAUAUCCAUUUGGUCAAAAACAAGCAAAAACUACCUAAGAAGGUCAACAUAUACAACUUCUGCAUUCUCACCCUCAGAACUGCAGUUUAUAAAAAAUAUGUACGCUAAAUUGCUAGGUCCAAUAUCACCAAACUGUGUCAUUCCUGAGGUGUACACAAUUGUGAAGUCUGUUGAAAUAGCAGGAGUAAAGAUUGGAUCAGCAAUU
Molecule: messenger RNA, 3080 nt
Organism: Corticium candelabrum
Lineage: Eukaryota; Metazoa; Porifera; Homoscleromorpha; Homosclerophorida; Plakinidae
Exons: 1
Coding region: 898-1749 (283 amino acids)
Source: RefSeq, a predicted model, not a curated record